Messenger RNA from Lactuca sativa (garden lettuce), 2149 nucleotides. RefSeq names its product chaperonin CPN60-2, mitochondrial. Gene Ontology annotation, molecular function: ATP binding; ATP-dependent protein folding chaperone. The record is from RefSeq and is a predicted model, not a curated record. Lineage: Eukaryota; Viridiplantae; Streptophyta; Magnoliopsida; Asterales; Asteraceae. Gene Ontology annotation, biological process: protein refolding.
AAAACAUAAACCCUCACUAUCUAAUCACAUUUCCAAAACUGAAGCCUAAAACCCUAUUCGCCACCACUUCUUCCAGAUUCUUCCGUUUACCUCUUUAACAGCAGCAACACACAACUCUCUUCCAGACCCUCAUUCCUUCUUCUCGAAAUCGUCUAGCAUCUUCUGCAAUCAUGUAUCGUUUCGCAGCAAAUCUUGCUUCUAAAUCAAGGAUUGCAAAUAACAAGGCUCAGCAGAUUGGAAGUAGGUUAAAUUGGAGCAGAAACUACGCAGCCAAAGACAUCAGAUUUGGAGUCGAUGCUAGGGCUUUAAUGCUUAGAGGCGUUGAAGAGCUUGCUGAUGCUGUUAGAGUAACCAUGGGUCCAAAGGGGCGUAACGUGGUGAUCGAACAAAGUUAUGGACCUCCUAAAGUAACAAAAGACGGUGUAACAGUGGCAAAAAGCAUCGAAUUCAAAGACAAAAUCAAGAACGUUGGUGCAAGUCUUGUCAAACAGGUUGCUAAUGCUACAAACGAUGUAGCUGGUGAUGGUACUACAUGUGCGACAGUUCUCACUCGAGCAAUCUUUUCAGAAGGAUGCAAGUCAGUUGCAGCUGGUGUGAAUGCAAUGGACCUUCGACGUGGUAUUUCCAUGGCUGUUGAUUCUGUGGUUACAAAUUUGAAGAGUAGGGCUCGUAUGAUAAGUACUUCUGAUGAGAUCACACAGGUAGGUACAAUUUCUGCAAAUGGAGAACGUGAGAUAGGUGAACUGAUAGCCAAGGCUAUGGAGAGAGUUGGGAAAGAAGGUGUCAUCACAAUUCAAGAUGGAAAGACGUUGUAUAAUGAACUUGAAGUUGUGGAGGGAAUGAAGCUGGACAGGGGAUACAUAUCUCCACAUUUCAUCACAAACACAAAGAAUCAGAAAUGUGAACUAGACGACCCCAUUGUUCUAAUCCAUGAGAAGAAGAUAUCAAGCAUUAGUUCUAUAAUCAAAGUGUUAGAGUUGGCACUUAAGAAACAAAGACCAUUACUUAUUGUUGCUGAAGAUGUGGAGAGUGAAGCAUUGGCUACCUUGAUUCUCAACAAGCUUCGUGCUGGCAUUAAGGUUUGUGCCAUUAAAGCUCCUGGAUUUGGUGAGAACAGAAAGGCAAAUCUCCAAGAUCUUGCCACUCUCACUGGAGGCCAGCUUAUAACAGAAGAACUUGGCAUGAAUCUUGAGAAUGUGGAGUUUGAAAUGCUGGGCUCUUGUAAAAAGGUCACUGUGUCCAAAGAUGACACAGUUGUUCUUGAUGGUGCUGGUGAUAAGAAAUCUAUUGAAGAGAGAUGUGAACAGAUAAGGUCAGCAAUUGAGUCUAGCACAUCUGAUUAUGAUAAAGAAAAGUUUCAAGAAAGGCUAGCCAAGCUUUCUGGUGGUAUUGCUGUACUAAAGAUUGGAGGAGCUAGUGAUACUGAAGUAGGGGAAAAGAAAGAUAGAGUUACAGAUGCUUUAAAUGCCACAAAGGCAGCUGUUGAAGAAGGAAUCGUGCCAGGUGGCGGUGUUGCUCUUCUUUAUGCAUCUAAAGAGUUGGAAAAACUACAAACAGCCAACUUUGAUCAGAAAAUAGGUGUUCAGAUAAUUCAAAAUGCACUAAAGAUGCCAGUUCAUACAAUUGCAUCUAAUGCUGGGGUUGAGGGUUCUGUUGUUGUUGGGAAGCUUCUAGAGCAGGAUGAUCAGGAUCUUGGGUAUGAUGCAGCUAAAGGUGAAUAUGUGAAUAUGGUGAAAAAUGGAAUCAUUGAUCCCUUGAAAGUCAUAAGAACAGCCUUGGUUGAUGCAGCAAGUGUGUCUUCUUUGAUGACGACUACUGAAGCUAUUGUGGUUGAACUCCCGAAGCCCGCUAGUGAAGGUGCUCCUGGAAUGGGUGGUGGAAUGGGAGGAAUGGGUGGAAUGGACUUUUGACCGGUCAAAGGAUAUUGACAUACAUUUUACUGACAAAAUAAAACACAAACACUUGAGGAGGGUAAAGAAGGCAUAGGUGUGAUUAAAAUGCAAGAGAAGUAGUAAAAAUUUUCAUUUUUUUUGUCGGCAUUUGGAUUAUGAGAGUGACGUGUUAUCAUGAAAAAAAGUUUAUUUAGUGAUGAGUUUUGUGGUGAACAAUUUCAUCAUCUUUACUUGGAUAUCAUUUGAAUGUUUGCUAA